AUGUUCCCCCGCGUCGCUGCUUUCGCCCUCGUUGCCCUUCCCCUCCUUGCGGCCGCCACCCCCCUCGAGGGCCGCGGAGAGCCUGCUAGUUCCUGCUCCACUGGCCCUGUGCAGUGCUGCAACACUGUCACGACGGCUAGCGACCCUGCUGCUGCCGGGAUCCUUGGCCUGCUCGGUAUCGUCCUCCAGGACCUCACCGUCGCCGUCGGCCUCUCCUGCUCCCCUAUCUCCGUCAUCGGUGUCGGCACCGGCAACGCGUGCUCGGCCAACGCUGUGUGCUGCCAGGACAACAGCCUUGGCGGCCUCAUCUCUAUUGGCUGUGUCCCCGUCACCCUUUAA
This is a messenger RNA of Dichomitus squalens LYAD-421 SS1, 339 nucleotides long. RefSeq names its product fungal hydrophobin. NCBI's taxonomy places the organism in Eukaryota, Fungi, Basidiomycota, Agaricomycetes, Polyporales, Polyporaceae. Gene Ontology annotation, molecular function: structural constituent of cell wall. The record is from RefSeq and is a predicted model, not a curated record. Bases 1 to 339 code for a protein of 112 amino acids. The transcript is spliced from 3 exons. Gene Ontology annotation, cellular component: fungal-type cell wall.